AUGGCCAAACUCCGUGCCUGGGUGAAGAAACACCUCCCUUCCAGACCGGGCCACAAGAAGCAGUCUAAAGACCAACUCCCGUUCCUUUCAUCUUCACGUCGUCCCGUCACACCAACUUCAUUGAGCACUCCGGGAUGUCUAUUCUUCCAACUCCCUGGCGAUAUCCGCACCAUGAUUCUCACCAUGGCUUUUGGCGGGCGUACCCUUCACGUAGACAUUGUGCGCCGAGACGAAGCCUGGCGGUGGAGAGGGGCCGUAUGCCACCGAAACUUAGCAGGGACACAGUCGUCUAUGCGAUACGGCUGGCAUGGUCCAUGGAUCGACUACUACAUGUGGAACGACUGUGGAUGCAAAGAGACACCACCUGAAGAGUGUAAAAUUGGCAUCAUGGGGUUCCUGCUGUCAUGUAAACAAGGCUACACUGAAGGCAUCAAUUUCUUAUACUCUACCAACACCAUCGACAUCCAGAGCACACCUCUACUCCUCCACCUCCCCCAAAUCAUCUUACCCAACCGGCUCGCAUGCAUAAAAUCUUUAGAAAUCAUCAUCUGGGCACAAAGUACUGAGUCAGACAACGACAAGCCAGCCACCACCGAAAACCGCCUGGAGCCCAUUCUCAACAACAUCGCCACGCACUGCCACCAACUCCGCAGUCUCUGCAUCAGCUUAAUGGCGACGGAUGAGAACUACAAGAAGAUAUCCACUACACCAGCAUUACAUCUCGUUGAUGCCUUCCAUCGCUCCACACACAUGCGCAACAUGAAAUUCGAGAUUCCAUACGGAAGCUACUUCACAACAGCCGCUGGCAAGCCUACCGUGAAUCACCCGCGUGAAGCACCAGCCACAGGGAGGCGUCAGAGAUCGCUGUGGAGAUCAUUGGAUAGCGAGGUGCCCGUGCUGCAGGAUAGGUCGAUUGAGCGGUAUCCAUUUCCGCCGCUGAGAGUGCCGGUGCUGGAGGAUGGGGAUGAGGAGAGUGCUGGAUACUGGAUUUUGCAGGGCGAUGAAGGGCCUUAUAAGCCUGUUUACUGGCAGGGGUGUCCGGGGUAG
Messenger RNA from Bipolaris oryzae ATCC 44560, 1047 nucleotides. RefSeq lists its product as uncharacterized. The transcript has a single exon. The record is from RefSeq and is a predicted model, not a curated record. Lineage: Eukaryota; Fungi; Ascomycota; Dothideomycetes; Pleosporales; Pleosporaceae. Bases 1 to 1047 code for a protein of 348 amino acids.